This is a messenger RNA of Pogoniulus pusillus (Red-fronted tinkerbird), 2562 nucleotides long. RefSeq names its product N-acetylneuraminate synthase (gene NANS). The coding region runs from base 40 to 1119 and encodes 359 amino acids. Gene Ontology annotation, biological process: carbohydrate biosynthetic process. Gene Ontology annotation, molecular function: N-acylneuraminate-9-phosphate synthase activity. The record is from RefSeq and is a predicted model, not a curated record. NCBI's taxonomy places the organism in Eukaryota, Metazoa, Chordata, Aves, Piciformes, Lybiidae. The transcript has 6 exons.
GCGGCGCAGACGUGCGCGGUCGGCGGUGUGGUCGCCAUCAUGUCGCGGGAGUUCGAGCUGUGUCCCGGGCGCCGUAUCGGCGGGGAUCACCCGUGCUUCAUCAUCGCGGAGAUCGGGCAGAAUCACCAGGGCGACCUGGCCAUCGCCAAGCGCAUGAUCCGCAUGGCCAAGGACUGUGGAGCAGACUGUGCUAAGUUCCAGAAGAGUGAACUGGAGUACAAAUUCAACAAGAAAGCCUUGGAAAGGCCCUAUACUUCUAAACACUCCUGGGGAAAGACCUAUGGGGAGCACAAACGCCACUUGGAGUUUAGUCAUGACCAAUAUAGAGAGCUGAAGAAAUAUGCAGAGGAGGUUGGCAUUUUCUUCACAGCUUCUGGCAUGGAUGAGAUGGCUGUUGAGUUUUUACAUGAACUGGACGUUCCAUUCUUCAAAGUAGGCUCGGGAGAUACAAACAAUUUUCCCUAUUUGGAAAAGACUGCAAAGAAAGGUCGCCCCAUGGUGAUCUCCAGUGGGAUGCAGUCGAUGAACACCAUGCAGCGGGUUUAUGAGAUUGUGAGGCCCAUCAAUCCCAACUUCUGCUUCCUGCAGUGCACCAGCGCCUACCCGCUGCAGCCAGAGGAUGUCAAUCUCCGUGUGAUAUCGGCAUACCAGUCAGCUUUUCCUGACAUCCCCAUCGGUUACUCGGGGCACGAAACUGGCAUAGCCAUUUCAGUGGCAGCUGUGGCCAUGGGUGCUAAGGUAGUGGAACGCCACGUGACUCUAGACAAAACAUGGAAAGGAAGUGACCACCAAGCAUCUCUGGAGCCAAACGAACUGGCAGACUUGGUGAGAGCCAUCCGCACCGUGGAGAAAGCAAUGGGCUCUCCAGUCAAGCAGCUCUUGCCCUGCGAAAUGGCUUGCAAUGAAAAGCUAGGAAAGUCUGUUGUGGCAAAAGUGACGAUUCCUGAAGGUACAGUACUGACAUGUGACAUGAUGACAGUGAAGGUGGGAGAGCCUAAGGGAUUUCCCCCAGAAGCCAUCUUUGACCUGGUGGGAAAGAAGGUUAAAAAACAUAUUGAAGAAGAUGAAACUAUCACCGAGGAAGCAGUGGAAAACCAUGUCAAGAAAGUGAAGUGCUGAACCAAAGCAUUCCGUUCUGUAUUUCAUGGUGCAGUACUGCGCCACUGCACAACCUGUUAAAGCAUAGCAAUGUGGUAGACUAGAAGGGGUGUAAUAAUGGGGAUACAAGCAGGUUAGAAUUUUCAGAUUCUAACUAGCAGGAAGAUUUUGAAGCAAGCAGAUACAAGUUAUGAAGAGCAGUUUUAUUAGAAACCAUAACCCUGUGCCUGGAAUUAUGUGAUGCUCCUCCUUUCUCCAUCCCACUUCACCUAGUUGGGCAUUUUUUAAUAUGUAAGACCAUACAGUCUGUUGCUUUCCAGCUUCCCUUUUCUGUCUGCUCUCUGAAUUGUUCUGACCCCAUACCUUUUAUGUUUCUCCCUUUUCUGCUGUUUUCCUCACAUCAGUAGUUAAACAGGAUGAUAGCUGGGAAUAUCAGUAGUUAAACAGGAUGAUAGCUGGGAGUUGAAUACAGUUAAGUGGAAGCUUACAAACACUGAGCAGAGAACUGCAUAUGCAACCUGAUGGAUAUUUCUCAAGAUAAAAGCCUUACAAGUCUCAAAAAAAACCACCAGGUUGCAGAAAUCUACACUGCUGUAAACGAGAAGGUUUUUUUUUUUCAAGGAACCAAGAAAGCAUGCAAAUUGGAUAGAUAGAAAGGUCUCAUUUAAGGGGCAAGUGAAGAAGCCUUUUUGUGAACUGAAAGAGGGCAAACCAGACAUAAUAAGGAGGAAAAAACAGACCUGAGAUGGGUCAGUGGAAAUAAGCUUAACUUCUCUUUCAAAAAAAAAAAAAAAGUCAAAAGUGUCUAUUGUGGGUCAGGUUAGGCUUGGAAUCUUAAUCCUGCAGUGUUUGGAUACCUCUCUUCAUAUCCAGGAGCAGCUUCUCUGGUAGGAAGCCAUUGGCUGGUCAACAUUGAGCAGCCUCCUUCCUGUACUAAGAAGCAAAUACAUGGGAAUGAGUUUUCCAACUCGAGUACUGUUCAGGAGAGCUGAGGCUGAGUACUUGACUGGAUCACAUAACUGUGCCUCAUAGCUGCUCACUUUUCAAGUUAAGAAACAUCAUCCCACUGCUGUCAGCCUGUAGUUCUCCCCUCCCCUUUGUCCAGGAAGGAGCCAUACAGCAGCAGCUGCAAACCAGGCAUCCCUCAAUUAGCUUGGUAAGCACAGAGCUGCUUUGGUAUGAUUAACCUGCCUUGUUCUGUGGUGGAAUAAUUGGGUGGUGGUGGUUAUCUGGAAUUUGCUUCCUCUUGGUUAUGAGUUGUGAAGUACCUUGAAUUCGUUGGUACUGUUUCUUUACCUGUGAGCUGUUUAUACUUUAAAGAUGUUUACCUUUUUGCAAUUCUGAGGAGACUGUAUUUGUAUCUUUACACUGAGAAACAGAUUCUUUGAAACACAUGCUUGACCAUAUGUGAGCUCUGACUGAUGAAGUAUGCUUGCCUGACAUUAAAGAACUACUCAAGACUUA